AUGUGUCGAGUCAGUGUCAUGGAUCUUGGUGAGGGCCAUUUUCGAUACCUUUACGAACGAUAGAAAAUAAUAUCCGUCCGAUAUGGAUAACCUAAUACAGUUUGAAAGAGAAACUGAAAAUUGUGCAGAGGAAUUGUUGAAUUUGAUAAUGCCAACACGAGUUAUAAUAAUAAGAGACGCCAGGAGACACCUGACAGGAAACGAUGAAAUAAUAGUAAUGAUACGUGACAAAGGAUAUAUACAUGAAAAUUGGUGCAGACGUGAACAUUGUUAAAUGUGGCACGAGACAUGAAAAAAGAAAAUGGAAGGGAUGUCAGUGACGCCGUUUCAAAUAGUUGUAAAGGCUGGAAGACGGCGCCGGCGCCAGGGCGAUGACCCUGAGAGUGGGAAGGCCAGGUAAACACUCCCCGCUGCCUGCCUUAUACCGCGGGUCAAAGGUAUUUCCUGAGGAUGCUUCUCUCCCCUACCUUGCCAACGUACGCCAGAUAGUGUCUGCGUAUGCGUCAAAGCAUAACACGUGCGCACCACGAGUUACCUCACCCGCUCGCGAGAGAGUGAGUGAGUCACACGACAUGGCAGCAACAGCGUCGAGGGUCUAUAAGCACGGACUCACUGCCUUGUAGGUCACAUUACGGUCCGCCGCUGCCCCGAGUUGACCGGCCAUCUUCUGCUCCGUCUGCUUCGUCUGCCUCGUAUACGCCAUCUUCCUCUUCUGCCGUCAGUUUAGCGCCUGGAGGGACUCGCUCUUCAGGAGGGGCAGGAUGGCGCGUUUCCACGAGGCAGCGCUGGCUCUCCUCCUCGCCUCGACUCUGGCUGCGUCGCCUCCGCACACCGAAUCCCCGCCCAGUGACAACCGAGGGCACAGAGGGCCGGGCAGUGCCAUCGGUGACCAGUGCCAACUCAAGGGCGGAGGGCAAGGGGAGUGCCGGGAGCUCUUCUCUUGCCCUUCGGUCGUCAGGAACAUCAGGAGGGCCACGCCGAACAUAUGCGCCUUCAGGGGCCACGCGCCUAUCGUCUGCUGUCCGGAGGAAACCGCUACAGGCGAUGAGCCCGGACGAAACUCCUCUUCCAUUGCACCUGAAAUUUCUGCGCCUAAACUGGACUUUGGCUGCGGGCGCCGAACCAAGCAGAAGCACCCUCUCGCAGGCGAUGUCGUGGGCGGCGUAGAAUCCAUGCCUAACUCGUGGCCCUGGAUGGCAAUAUUAGGGAGGCUGGAAGCGCGGGGUCGCGUCACGUGGUUUUGUGACGGCGUCCUCAUCUCGCCCUCCUUCGUCCUCUCCGCCGCCCACUGCGCUGCGAACAGCCCCGUGGACGUGGUUCGAGUCGGCGCCCAUGAUCUCAGGCAACGCGGGGCAGCCCAGGAGGACCUGCCUGUCGAGAAAGUGAUCCUCCACCCGGAUUACGCCUUUCCCAGCUCCUCCCACGACCUGGUUCUCCUGAGACUUUUCAGGCCCGUCACCCUCGGUCCCCACGUCACUCCCGCCUGCCUUCCCUGGACUGCCGAGGGCGCGCCAGACCUCAGCGGGAGGAGGCUCAUUCUGGCCGGGUGGGGAGCGACGGAAUUCGACGGAGAGAUGAGCAACGUCCUGAGGGAAGUGACAGUGGAAGUGUUCCCGGCGAGCAAGUGUGCCUCUGCCUACGAGUCCGUCGCCCACUACGCCAGGCGAUUUCCUGAGGGCAUUAAUGAAGACUUUCUCUGCGCGGGUGACGUCCGCGGAGGCAAAGAUGCUUGUCAUGGAGACUCCGGCGCCCCUGUCGUGUACAACCACUUCGGCGUGUACAUGGCGGCCGGGGUGGUGAGCGCGGGCUACGGCUGCGGACUGGCGGACUUCCCCGGCCUCUACACCGCCAUCCGUCCGCGCUUGAAGUGGAUCCGGGAAACGGCCUUCUCCGAUUAUCCGUGAUUUAUUUUCCAAGUUCGGUUCAUCAACUCUUCUUUUGCCUGAACGUUCCCCCUUUUUUGUUGAUCUGUUUAACUUUUAUUUUAUAUGUUUAUAUGUUCCAGGUGGUUUAUUUGAGUGACGAACAAUGUGUUGUUAUUAUUUCUAUAAGUUUUCAUUUGUUUUGCUUUUUACGCGUAUUUGGGAUUUUUAAAAUAUUUUAUGAAUACAUUGUACAAAUAUGUUUUAAACACCUUGUACAAAUAAGUUUCGUUUUUUGUAAGAAUUAAGUCUUUGGCUAUACCAUUGCUGAUAGAUUUUUUGUUAAUGUGAAUCAUUAGGCCUUGACGUUUAGAUAUGAAUCUACGAACCAUGUUUUGAAAACUGAUUUGAACAUUCGUGUACUUUUGUCUUGUGAAUGAAGAGCAUGAGAGAUUCAGCAAGAGACGUAAAGAGUAGAGAAAGAGCAAAUAAAGCGUUUAUAUUGUAAAUUGUAUAAAAUAAUAUUAAAUUAAUUUCCUUCAGGUUAACAUCUACAUCUUUUAUAUCUUAAAGUGUCUCAUAAACCAUUUACUUUGGAAGUUAUUUUGUCAUGAUUGAAAUACGGAUCAAAGUUAAAUAAUAGAAGUAAUGACCAAUAAGUUAUAUAUCAUUCAAAGAAUCAUUGUCAUUAAACGAGUACCAUCACUGAUAACAUUAUCAUAACCCUCUUCAUUAUUUUUGCUACUGCUACUACGGCUGUUAUUAUUUUCAUUAUUAUUGAUCGCUAUCAUCGUGACUUUCAUCACUGCUUGUAUUGUUAUCAUCCAAUACCAUUAUUACUAUCAUCGUUCAUUCCACCCAUUAUAGCUUCCAUAAUUUUUUCAUCAGAUAGGCAAACUUGGUAGUUACACAUUAUUUUUUGUGUUGUAAGUCUUAUUCUUUUUUUUUGUAUUAUCUGAUAUAACUAAGUGUCAGUGCUAUGAAUAAUGACAAAAAGACGUGUUUUAGGCGCAUAAGGUAAGCGUGAUUUAAAACUCCAGUGGUGUUAGAUCCAUAUUAGAUAAAGACAUUGUCAACGAUUUUCAGCUUUGACAUAAAGGAGAUUAAUAAGUUUCAGGCAAAAGAAAUGGUUUGGAAUAAUUUGUGAAUGAUUAUGUAACUGUCCAUUACUGGGAUGCUAAUACGGUUGCUGGAAAAGUGAGAAAGCCAAGUGAAGUGAAUAUAUUCCUGCUUUUCCGUGCAUGUCAACACAUCCACGAUAUAACAUAGGACUACUGAGACUCGUUGCAGAUCUACUUACCCUAUGACUUCCCAAACGUAAGUAUAUUUCUGUAUAAAUCUAAGGUAUAUUUCGCCACGUUUGAUUUACUUUGGCAGAAUUUAAAACUAGAAUAGACGAUAACUAUAUAGGACCUGACCAAUAUAGUUUCUUUCUCCAGAAUUAUAUCAUCGGUAUCAUGAACUGCUAUAUCCUAACUAGUUUAUUAAUCUUUCCCAUGACAAUAAUGGUGUGAUUCCUGAAUAAAAUUCAUUAGACAACUUCCAUAUCAUAUUUCUCCUCUUUUCUUACUUUUAUUGCAUUUAUUUUGUCUGUUAAUGAUGUCUCCUUUCCGAGUAGCAUACAUAAUCGCGCCAAAUGGGUUACAGAUAUUCGUGUUGUUUUAGGAGCUUAUUCUUCUGUAACCUCAUGUUGCGUAUUUUAUUCUCUAGGUAGAUUAUGUUCCCGAUAUGCAGGGAAGGGCCUGUGGUAGUCACUAGUUUGCAUAUGUGCUAUUGGGUUCGAUUAGACAUAAGUUUGUAUUAAUUCAUCUCUUGACAUAGUUUUCUUUUUUGUUUUGUUUUGUUUUUAAAAUGUCCCAGUAGAGGGCUAGUGAGUAAUAGCAGAUAAAUCGGCCAUGAUCAGUUCUUCAUUACCACGGCCGAAUGUGUUUACUGUAGAUAUUGCUACAUUUAUAGCUCUUGUGACCAUGUUCAUAGAAACCCUUUAGCUAUUCCCGAUUAAUAUCCUCAUAUCCCUAGGCGGGUUCUUGUUAUAAAAACGUAUUUUUAUGAGCUGGUUAGUGUUCAGUUUCAUAUUAAUUUCUCAUACGUUCUAGAUUAGCGGUUCCCAACCUUUUUCAUUCUGUGGGCCCCGGCUAAUAUAUAAUAAUUCCCGUGGCCCCAUGCCUGUCCUUUCUUUUAGGUUUGGUAUUACUGGAUUGUGCAAUGCUAGAGAUAUUCCAAUUUAUUGAUAUGUGAGAGAUAUAGGUGGGUACUGCAGGCGAUUUAAAAUCUAGUUUAAUUCGACGUCAAACUAUUGGUCCGUGGCUCCCAGGUCGUAUUUUCUAAUAUUUCAGUUUGUUUAGAUGUCACGGUUAUAUACAGUCCCGGAGUCACGGCUUUCUCAUAUUAAUAUUUUUGGUUAGUUUGAUGCAUUAUUAAUGGUUAAUGGUUAAAAGCAAAAUAAUUGUGCUAGACAUCUAAGGUCAUGUAGCACUAUAGUAAAUGUUAGUAAAGGGUGGUUAAGUUAGUGAUUAGUUGUCAAAGCUGGGUGAAUGGGUUAAGGUCGGGUGAGGUAAGUGAGGGAUAUUUAUGCGUUUGAGAGGAAAACAGGUUGUCGAAGCAGGAUAGGUUGG
Molecule: messenger RNA, 4477 nt
Organism: Penaeus indicus
Lineage: Eukaryota; Metazoa; Arthropoda; Malacostraca; Decapoda; Penaeidae
Product: venom protease-like
Exons: 13
Coding region: 762-1904 (380 amino acids)
Biological process (GO): proteolysis
Molecular function (GO): serine-type endopeptidase activity
Source: RefSeq, a predicted model, not a curated record